GCGGGGGCGGCGAGCGGCCGGCGCGAGCGGUCCGCCUGUGGGCCGCCCGGCCCUCAGCCCCUCCUUCGGCGUCUCGGCCGGACACGGCCGCCCCGUCCGCCGCGCGCUCCCCGCGCGCUCCCGCCCCGCCUCGCGGCCGCCGCCCGGUGCGUCCGUCAGUCAGUCAGUCACGGAGCGCGCGGCGCGGGAGCUGCGGACGCUCGCGGCGUCUCUCGGGAGGGAGCGCCGCGCCUGGGAGGAGGCGGCGGCGGCGGCGGCUGAGGAGCUGCCCAGCCCGGGCCGCUGCGGGAGCCGGGGCCGGCGGACUACCGAGCAGCUGUCGCGAUGGAGCAGCUAUCAGAUGAAGAAAUUGACCAUGGUGCCGAAGAAGACAGUGACAAAGAAGAUCAAGAUCUGGACAAAAUGUUUGGAGCCUGGCUGGGGGAGCUAGACAAACUUACUCAGAGUUUGGAUUCUGACAAGCCCAUGGAACCAGUAAAAAGAUCUCCUCUUCGCCAGGAAACAAACAUGGCCAAUUUUUCUUAUCGCUUCUCCAUAUACAACUUGAAUGAAGCUCUGAAUCAGGGAGAAACUGUGGAUCUGGAUGCCCUGAUGGCCGAUCUUUGCUCAAUAGAGCGGGAGCUCAGCAGUAUCGGUGCAGGAAAUAGUAAGCGUCAAAUCACAGAAACAAAAGCCACUCAGAAAUUACCUCCUAGCCGACAUACAACAAAACAUGGCACCUUGAAAGGAUUGUCUUCUUCAUCUAAUAGGAUUACUAAACCAUCACAUGCCAACUACUCCCUGGAUGAUAUUACUGCACAGUUAGAACAGGCCUCUUUGAGCAUGGAUGAGGCUGCUCAGCAAUCUGUACUAGAGGAUGCUAAGCCCUCAGUAACUAAUCAGCACAGAAGAACGGCAUCAGCGGGCACAGUGAGUGAUGCUGAAGUGCGCUCUAUUAGUAACUCCUCUCGCUCCAGCAUCACUUCUGCAGCUUCCAGCAUGGACUCUUUGGAUAUUGAUAAAGUAACACGCCCUCAAGAACUGGAGUUGACACAUCAGGGGCAGCCAAUUACUGAGGAAGAACAAGCAGCAAAAUUGAAAGCUGAGAAGAUCAGAGUUGCCCUAGAGAAAAUUAAAGAGGCACAAGUGAAAAAGCUAGUUAUUAGAGUCCACAUGUCUGAUGAUAGUUCUAAAACAAUGAUGGUGGAUGAGAGACAGACAGUGAGACAAGUUCUGGAUAACCUGAUGGACAAAUCCCACUGCGGUUACAGUUUAGACUGGUCACUGGUAGAAACCAUCUCUGAGUUACAAAUGGAGAGAAUCUUUGAAGACCAUGAAAACUUGGUUGAAAAUCUUCUUAACUGGACAAGGGAUAGUCAAAACAGGCUUAUGUUUAUGGAGCGCAUAGAAAAAUAUGCACUUUUCAAAAAUCCACAGAACUAUCUUCUGGGGAAAAAGGAAACAGCUGAGAUGGCAGAUAGAAACAAAGAAGUGCUGUUGGAGGAAUGUUUUUGUGGAAGUUCUGUAACUAUACCAGAAAUUGAAGGAGUCCUUUGGUUGAAAGAUGAUGGCAAGAAGUCCUGGAAAAAGCGUUACUUUCUCUUGCGAGCAUCUGGUAUUUACUAUGUCCCUAAAGGAAAAGCGAAGGUUUCUCGGGAUCUGGUAUGCUUUCUCCAGCUGGAUCAUGUCAAUGUUUAUUAUGGACAGGACUAUCGGAACAAAUACAAAGCCCCGACGGACUGUUGUCUGGUGCUGAAGCACCCACAGAUCCAGAAGAAAUCUCAGUACAUUAAAUACCUUUGUUGUGAUGAUGUGAGAACCCUGCACCAGUGGGUCAAUGGUAUCCGCAUUGCAAAGUAUGGGAAGCAGCUCUACAUGAACUACCAAGAAGCCUUAAAGAGGACAGAGUCUGCUUGUGAUUGGACUUCCUUAUCCAGCUCCAGCAUUAAAUCAGGAUCCAGUUCUUCCAGCAUCCCAGAGUCUCAGUCAAAUCACUCAACUCAGUCUGACAGUGGAGUGUCCGACUCCCAGCCAGCAGGACACGUCCGUUCCCAAAGCAUCGUGAGCUCCAUCUUCUCCGAGGCCUGGAAACGAGGCACGCAGCUGGAGGAGUCCAGCAAGGCCAGAAUGGACUCUAUGAAUCGAUCCUACACUUCACUUAUGACCCCUUUAUCCCCACAACCUAAACUAGUCAGCCCCUACACGGCCUCCCAGCCUUCGCCUCCUCUCCCACCCCCACCCCCUCCCCCUCCUCCUCCCCCUCCACCCCCGCCCCCACCUCCCCCUCCUCUGCCCAGCCAGUCUGCACCUUCUGGGGGCUCAGCAGCCACAAUGUUUGUCAAGUACAGCACAAUAACCAGGCUGCAGAACGCCUCUCAGCAUUCGGGACCCCUGUUUAAGUCCCCCGCACCCCCUGUGAUGCAGCCUCUGUCCUCGACCUCACAGCCAGCAAAGCCUCAGAUCCCGGUGCCCCCCAACGGGGUUGUGCCCCCACCCCCGCCCCCUCCACCCGCCCCCACCCCCGGCUCGGCCAUGGCCCAGCUCAGACCCGUGCCUUGCGCCCAGUCCCUUCCACAGUUCAGCCCCCCACCGCCUCCGCUGAAGAUUCAUCAAGUCCCGCACGGUCUUCAGGCCGCUCCUCCGACACCCCCACCCCCGCCGCCCGCCUCUCCCCAGGCUCCUCCCAAACCUCUGGUGCCCACGCCGCCCGCCGGCACCAAGACCGUGCCCCCGCCGCCCCUCCCCCCGGCCCCCCCAGCCAAAAAGCCGGCUUUCCCCCACAUCCCGCCCUCGCCAGCCGCUCCUCCCGGCCCAGGCCCCCCGCCCACGUUCCCCAAGCAUCAGGGCUUCGCUGGGAAACCGCCUCCCUCGCCGCUGUCCCCGGUGCUCUCGGUGGUGAAGCAGAUGGCCAGCCAGUUCCCGCCGCCUCCCGCGCCCGCGGAGGCCCAGCCCUCGAAGCCGGUCGCGGCGCACGUGGCCCCGCAGUCGCCGCCCGCGGUGAAAGCCAAGCCCAAGUGGCAGCCCAGCCCCGUCCCGGUCCCUUCCCCCGACUUCCCGCCGCCGCCGCCCGAGAGCAGCCUGGGGUUCCCGCCGCCGCCGCCUCCCCCCCCUCCGCCCCCCACCCCGCCGCCGCCGGCGACACCCACCGCCGCGGCCCCGGACAGGAGUGGGUCCCCCGGGAAGAAGACGGGCAGGACGGCCAGCCCCGGGGGGAAGAAGCCGCCGCCGACCCCACAGCGCAACUCCAGCAUGAAGGCGCCCCCCGAGCCCAAGAGGCCCUCGGUGGACAGUCUGGUCAGCAAGUUCGCGUCGCCAGCGGAGCCCUCGGGGUCUCCCAGCAAGGACACCCCACCGCCGCCCGCAGCGCCCCCCAAACCUGGGAAACUCCACCUCCCCGGCGUCCACCUUCCCGGAGCGCACCAGGGCGGCGUGGCAGCGAAGGCCUCGGCCGUGGAGUUUCCUUCUCCGCCGUCGGACUCGGACUUCCCGCCCCCUCCCCCGGAGGUGGAGCUCCCCCCGCCCCCCGUAGAGAUCCCCGCCGCCUUCCUGGGAGCCGCGGCCCCCAAAGUGGCCGUGGUCAGCCCGCAGCCGCAGCAGUGGGCCAAGCCGGCGGCGAAGAAGGCGCCUCCGCCCACGCGGCCCAAGCGCAACGACAGCACCCGCCUCACCCAAGGGGAGCCCUCCGAGCCCGCGGGGCCGCCGGCGCCCACCUCCCCCAAAGCCAGCCUCGGGGUGCAGCCCGGGUUCCUGGCCGACCUCAACAGGACCCUGCAGCGCAAGUCCAUCACGCGGCACGGCUCGCUCUCCUCCUCCCGCGUGUCCAGAGCAGAACCCACGGCCACCAUGGACGACAUGGCCUUGCCCCCGCCUCCCCCUGAACUGCUUUCCGAUCAGCGGAAAGCCGGCUACGGGGGCAGCCACAUCUCAGGCUACGCCACCCUGCGGAGAGGGCCCCCUCCCGCGCCCCCUAAGAGAGACCAGAACACCAAGCUCUCGAGAGACUGGUAGCUGCCGUAGGUCUGAUCCCCUGGUGUCUGUAGUCACGUCUGCAAUCAGCUCGCCUGACCAUCUGGGAGUUCAGGUGGCAGAGCCUUCCGGUAUGUUCUUCAGGUAGAGUCCAGCCGUGUGUGUGUGUGUGUGUGUGUGUGUGUGUGUGUGUGUGUGUAUGUGUGUGUAUGUAUAUAUAUGCAUAUGUAGAGCUGGGAGUGAUUCUAUUUAUUCCCUUUCAUAAUCUGAAAACGGAUUUUGUGUAUUUGGGGCAGAAGAGGCAUGGAAGGGGAUGUGUCCUGUCCCUUGCGAUUUCCAUGAUCUGUCAUGUGGAUUGGACCAAAACACAACUUCUGUGGACUUGAGAAGGUGCAUUCUAGUCCCCAUGUGCGGCUCCUGAGCACGUGAUGUGUCCUAUACUGAGGAGGAGGUGCGUCAUGCGCGGCUUCUCAGUUUGAAGACAACCACGUUUGGUGUCUCAGUAGGGCUUGUGUGUGUGUUUCUCCCGGGUGGCUGAAGUUAGAACUGCUUGAUGGACACUUCAUGACUGUACAUAAAGGGGCACUUUAAUCAGGAAAACCUCUCAGCUUCAUAGAACGGGUCAGCAAUGCGCAUGGGGAAAUUCCAGACACUACCCAGUGGUGCAGUAACCACCAUUCCAGUCGCAGUGCUGCCGCAGGGACCCGCUGAACCUGGGAUGUCCUCACAGGUAAGCUCUUUGCCUACAACACGUGGAUAAUGGAGCCCUGUAAUCUUGGGGGCUUUAUGCUGUUGGAAUCCUUCCAUGGGCUUUGUGAAGCUUCAUUGAGCUGGUUUCACGAUCCUUGCUUUGACUCACUGUAAGAACUAUCCAACCCAGUGCCCUGCAAUGCUCAGUCCAGUCUGUCUUUGGGUCACCAGUUACCUUCUAAGUGUGUGCUGUAGGUAGAUGUUAUCUUAGGGAUCUGUAACAGUUGCAAUAUCAAGUAUUCCCAUCCUAUGUCCAAUAUAGUGCAUCAUUAUGAAAAGCAAAGUCACCUUCUGAAAUGUCCAUACUGCUCUCUAGAAGGUUGGGGUGAUUACAAAAGGAACAAAAUGGCCCUGUGCAGGUGUCAUCAAUCAGGGAGUACAUGGAGGGUGAUGUGGACUACAGAGAAUCUCCGAGUGUGAGACUAGCAUGGAGGGAGGGGAAAUGAAUGCGGUUGGUGCUGCAGCCAGGUGUGGCCGAACAGCCAGGUUCCCGGUGUUCUCCGGGAGCAGUGGAGUCCAAGCAUAGUGAGUGGCAUUACAUUGUGCAUGUGCAGUUUGGCAUAACAUGAAAUCAUUGCUCUAACGACACAGUAAUCCUGUAUGCUUCAUGCUACACUUCAUGCGUGUGUUUUUCCUGUGAGUUUCCUUUUGUAUCUGAGAAAAAUGUGACAAAUGGACCAUUAGGAAUAAAAGGCAAUCUCAGAGCUGCUCUUCAACAAAAGAACAAAAACUAGCUACCCCAGGAGUGAUAGUGAGCACAUCUUGUAAUGAGUCUGCCUGUUGUGACGAAGGAUGACAGUGCGGAAAUCUGCCGACACUGCCCCAUAAGGAAAAACUGUGCCCAUGCAGUGGAGCAGACGGUAAUUAGAGAGGAAGUGGAAGUUAAGUAUGGGGUGUCCCUUUACCCGUGUAACCCAUCCAGUGACGUGCUGCAUCAUAGAGUAAAUGGCACCUACCUCUCCCUUGCCACGUCUGCAGGAUAUUGUUCAGUAUAUUCACGUGGUUAUAGAGCACUAAGAACAUACACCAUCGUGCAUUUUUUAAAGCCCUGCUUCUUUAAAAGAUACUUUUUGGGUCUUUUCAGUUGUUCACAAGGUUUGUGUGCUUGAUAUUGUUAUGCUUGUGAAGUGACCUUGAACACAUCUGCAUUAUUGAUUUAAGCAUGCAUGGCAAUUUGGAUAAAUUUGAGUACAGAUUGCCAAGCUUCAGUGUGAAUCACCCUUAUUUGUGAAGUAAAAGCUAUUAAGAAUAAGAAUCCAAUGACAUAUUCACUAUCGGUUUUUACUGUGGUGGUGUCAUUUUUACAUGAAGGUGGACAAUUUCAACUUUUGUAACAGGUCCUCAAUCAGUGAUUUGAACCCUAAGAUACAGCCUGGUUUUUUUCAGUGUGGGCUUUCCUGGGACUUCGUGCUGUCAGUGCUGCUGACAGCCUCCUAGGCUGAUGCUUUUGGUGCACCCUUCUCCUGAAAGAGCAGACCACCACUAGGGACCCCAGAAGAGAGCUGGGUCAGGGGAGGAACUGUCACGUAGACCCCAAUCCACUGGCUGGUCUGACAACAGGCUGUUUACAUUUCUCCAAAGAUGGAAAAGGCUGUUAAUCUACUUCCCCCCUUGUCAUGGUGAAACAACUGAAUCAUUUAAAAACAAACACUUUAGAUUAUACUUCCAGUGUUUUAGCUCCCUGGUGGAGUUUUUUAAUUUGGAUUUUUAUUGGAUGAAGUUUUGUGGGAUGUUGUUUUGGAGACUACUUUUGUUAUGUUCUCUGGUGUGUGCAUGGUAAACCCCAUUGCCAGAUGACACUAGCUCUGUGCCUUCUUUCACUGCCUCCUGCUCAACAGCAUAGGUUCUCCAGGUCAAAGAAGAAAACCUGGACAGCUGACGUGGCUGUAACUGAAUACGGACAAACGUCCUGCUGUUGAAGGCAGUGCAGACAGUUGCCGAUUAGAGCUAGUGACUUGGUUCAUUAACUUAAGGGUGUCACUAACCACCCUCCAAUUAACAUUUUGGUACCAACUCUGAAGUCAGCAACAACUUCGAUCGGGUUUAUAGGCAUUAAUAUAAACGGUUGGCUAUUCUCUAUUGAAAUUUUACCAGCUUGGCUUUUAUUACUCGAAUACAUACAUUUUUUCCCCUUAGCUACUAUAAUUCUCACUUGGGAAAAGUAACUAUUUUUUUCUUUUUUUAAUUAUUCUUAAGGUUUUUACAGAUGCCCACUUAACUGUAAAUUGGAUUUUUAAAAUUUGAGACUUUUUUAAAUGAGAAAGGUUGCUGACUCUUACAAGUUAUAGGACGUGAUUUUAAUCAGAAAAUUUCAAAGUAAUGUGGACAUAGUGUUUCCAGUCCUCUAAAAUCAAGGUGCUGCUGGCCACCGAGGGCAUAUUCUGCUAAGGGCUGCGAACUCUCUUAGGAGUCCCUCUCUAUGUAAGUUUACUGCCACUGAAAACAGUGCUGAGGUUAUCAAGAAAGUUUAAACAAAAGUAGAGCAACAACUCUCAGAUCCAAGUUCACGGGAGCUGCGCAUCCCAUUCGAGUUUCAGAAGCUGCUAUUCUGGGAGAAUACAGUUGUUAAUAAGCUUGUGUUAAAAAUGUAAUGUCAUACAUUUAGCCUGAAGAGUCUUCAGGUAAUGAUGUGGAUUUGUUUGACUAUCAGGUCACCCACAGAACUGUUUGUGGCCUGCCUUCCUUCUCUUAAGAGCAACACAAACGCGUUACGUUAAAAAUUGUAACACAUAAAGAAUGUUUUCUUAGUUUUAUGUUAUUACCAAAUUUUUGAAACAUAUCUACAGAUAUGUUUACAAAACUUACGUAUCUCACAGAUUUUAUUCAAGUUUAGACCAAGUAAACCUGAAUGACCCUGACUUGCUUGAAGUGAAAUAGGAAUAAGUUGGAUUUAUACACUUGAUGAGAGGAUUCUCUCUAAAAAUCACUUUAGGUUGUAAGUACCACUUUGAGUUUUGUUCUGUACACUUGACAUCAUUUGUAUAAAGCAGGAUAUCCCUGAUCCUGCAGGAGUACGUGACUGCUCCCAAUGUUGAGAUUUGACUCACAGAGAAGCAAGUAGAACAGAAAUAAAUAUCCCAUUAUCUUUUUAGAUUUAUUUUCCUUUAAAAACUCAAGAGAAGUACAUUUCUUACCGGUCUGUCCCUGAAAUAAGUGCUCCGUUAUUGUUGCGUCCUUGGAAGGUCUAUAUGUAAAAGAAACCUGAUAUUUAUCUGUAAAGUAAACUUGCUAAACAAAGAUAAGCAAACAAUAUACUUGAUAAACACUAGGAGGGGGGGAAAUCUCCAAUUGGUUUGCUUUUUGCUUGUUCAAGUAAUGAACCAUUUUGAAGAGAAAACAGUAUCUGCUAUAAUCCCCAGUGCCUUGAACUCUUUGGAAGGAAUAGCAUUUAAAAAAAACCUAACAAGCAAAUUGAGGUGCUAGUGAAAAGGAAGAUAUAUCUAGUUUAUGCAAAAAUAGGAAAAGUUACUAUCUCACGAGAGAUGGCUCCGUCUGCCUGAUGAGGAUGGCUGCUUUCUACCAAAGACAGAAGUGUGUUGACCACGAUGGCUGUUGGUACCUAGCUCAUACCUGCCACGCCUUCUUAGGCAGCAUAUGCUUGCAGCACUUAGAGGGGAAAACCUUAGCAUCUUUGGAACUACCCACUGUUCGCUGAACUUAUGGUAACCUAAUACCAAAAACUGCCGUUUUCCAUGAUUGCCGUCUCCUAUGUUUUUCCUUUCCUUGUAAAUAACCUCUCCUAGAAGGUAAGCAUUAACUGGAAUGUUUCAAAUGAUUUUUGUUUAAUUUUAUUGUCACUAGUGAACUCCUUUUAUAGAAAUGUACAUUUAAAAUAAAAUAUUAUUAGCUUGUGCUAAAUGGUGUAAAAACAUUGUUUACUAUUUUAAAGGAAAAUUGCACAUAAUAUUUAACUGGGAUUGCUCCCUCUCUUCCCAUUUCUUUAAAAAAUUAAAUCAAGGCUCACAUUGACAUGUAGGCUGUGGGAAGCUUUGCUAUAAAUAGAUUCAAUAUAGGAAUGUACUUUUUUAAAGCAUGACAAGACAAAAGGAACUGCAUUAUAAAGUACCCGAUAGAGGACAUUAUUCAAAUGAUUAUGCACAGCUCCGUAAAGAUGAAGUUACAAUUUUUCUUUCAGCUUUGUUACUAUUAUUUUCUUGUUUAAAUGUACGCUCAUUUCAUUAUGUGCCUUGCUCCCUGAUUGUGCAAACCUAUAUAUAUAUAGAUAUAUAUAGAUAUAUAUGAGAGAGAUAUAUUCAGUACUACUGACGAUGUUUUUGUUCUACUGCUAGAUUAAGUUAUUUUCCAAGUUACUCUUGCCAGUGAAGUAUUGUAAUGGCUUAGGACAAUAGUCAUACAGUCAGUGUAAAUUUGUUUUCCAGUUACAUGUUUUCACGUCAGCUUACCCAAACCUUAAUAAAAAUAAUACAUAGAUUUUGUUUAAACA
This is a messenger RNA of Eptesicus fuscus (big brown bat), 9139 nucleotides long. RefSeq names its product Ras association (RalGDS/AF-6) and pleckstrin homology domains 1 (gene RAPH1). The transcript is spliced from 14 exons. Gene Ontology annotation, cellular component: cytosol; plasma membrane. Lineage: Eukaryota; Metazoa; Chordata; Mammalia; Chiroptera; Vespertilionidae. The record is from RefSeq and is a predicted model, not a curated record. The coding region runs from base 325 to 3987 and encodes 1220 amino acids. Gene Ontology annotation, biological process: signal transduction.